AUGAUGCCGGAGACGAUUAGAUGCAUUUCAGGGGUGGAGCCGGGGGCCGUGCUGGCCAAGCAGCAGUACUCCAACGGUGUCUCACAGAGCAUGUUUUCCCCCUUUGAGAAGUUGAAGGACAAGAAGUGCAUGAUUGCGCCGACACUGCUGAAAGGUGUCACCAUCGCCAGGCUGUGGGGGAGUGCCUUUGCCAACAGUUCUGACUUUCUGAAGCGGUACCACUACAGACGCAAGGAAACUGACCUACAUGUGGGGAAGUGGAUGUAUAUGAACGACAUGGGCAGCGGGUAUCGUACCGUGUCGCUUGUAACUGUGGUGGACGUGCCCAGGGUUGGAAGCCUGACGCAGCUGAACGAGGUCCACCGGUUCGCGUACACAAUGUCCUCCACCGGGACUGUGGCGCUUGCGUAUCAAAUUUCUUCCCAGACCCCAGGUGUUCCCGCGGGUCAGUCGUUCCGUACGGAGGCCUUUUUGGAAAUAACAGCGGACUCACUCAAUGGGGACUGCACUGUGGGCAUCUGGGGUGGGUGCAAAAAAAUGAGCUUGGCAUUUUCAGCUAUCCAAUACGUGGUGGUGCCCAGGGCGAUUCGGGAAAUGACAAAUGGAUACCGAUUGAUGCUCCAAAUGAUCUCAGAGGAUUUAGUGGGUGACGGCGUCAAGGUCAGCGCCGAGGAUGAGGACGGGAAUGCAGGCAGUCAGAGCGAGGGUAAGGAAAUGGAAUAUGAUGAUGCCGGCGACGGGGAUGCUUCGCAGGCGCCGAGUGUGCUGUUUCAGGGGCUUAUGCUGAUGCUUGCCAUUAUUGUCACGGUUUCACUUCUUGGAUCCAUGUCAACACUUCGAAACGCCUUUCGAAUAACAAACAUGAUUUCAGCCGAACUUGUUGAUGGCGACGCACGUGGAGGUUUAUUAAGCAGCUCUCUAAACUCGCCCCGAUCCUCUGGGACUGAGUCUGUGCUAAGUCCAUUAACACAAGACCAGGCACUUCGGUACGCGGCUAGAGAUGCGCAAAUUCAGUCGCUUCGCUACCGUUGGGUAGAGCAACGUGUCGCCAUACAUGGCCUGGAAGUUAUUGUUGGACGCCUGUGGUGGAUGAACAUAUUUCAGUUGCUCUUCAUGGGGCUUUUGGUGCUGAAAAUGUUUGUGUUCUGA
Molecule: messenger RNA, 1149 nt
Organism: Trypanosoma rangeli
Lineage: Eukaryota; Euglenozoa; Kinetoplastea; Trypanosomatida; Trypanosomatidae
Exons: 1
Coding region: 1-1149 (382 amino acids)
Source: RefSeq, a predicted model, not a curated record